Molecule: messenger RNA, 1373 nt
Organism: Chelonus insularis
Lineage: Eukaryota; Metazoa; Arthropoda; Insecta; Hymenoptera; Braconidae
Product: elongation of very long chain fatty acids protein 4-like
Exons: 7
Coding region: 186-1085 (299 amino acids)
Biological process (GO): very long-chain fatty acid biosynthetic process; fatty acid elongation, polyunsaturated fatty acid; fatty acid elongation, saturated fatty acid
Cellular component (GO): endoplasmic reticulum membrane
Molecular function (GO): fatty acid elongase activity
Source: RefSeq, a predicted model, not a curated record
UUUCCUCAAACACGUCGUUCGAACAUCGAACGACCAAAUCUUUCCUGGUUCCCUAGUGUUUUCUCAUUUCAAUUGUGCACGUUAUUUGUUUAAUUAUGUGCUUAUAAUUCAGUGAAAUAUUUGUUAAUAAUCUUUUUGUUCAUUUAUUACUUUUGUGAUUAAUUUUUUUUUUUAAUUCAACGGUAAUGACGUCGAUAAUUACAGCUCCUAUUAAUUUAGUAAGAGACGCUUAUAAUUAUUAUCUUUGGACACUUUCAAUAGCAGAUGAUAGAACAAGAGGAUGGCUGCUCGUGGACUCACCAAUACCAACCCUUAUUUGCACGGCAAUUUAUCUAUUUAUCGUCUGGAUUGGACCAAAGAUCAUGAAAAAAAGAAAGCCCUUUAAAUUAACUUGGUUAUUAAUUCCGUACAAUUUUUGUAUGGCCGGACUGAAUGCUUAUAUUGCUAUAGCAUUGUUUAUUGCUUCUUUUAAACUGAGUUAUAGUUAUAUAUGUCAACCAAUAAAAAAUACUUGGAAGGCUGAAGAAAUGCAGAUUGCAACUGCUGUUUGGUGGUACUAUUUUAGUAAGCUCAUAGAAUUUUCGGAUACGAUUUUCUUCAUUCUUCGUAAAAAAGAUAAUCAAUUGAGCUUUUUACACGUUUAUCAUCAUUCAACAAUGUUCCUAUUAUGGUGGAUUGGUAUCAAAUGGGUACCAAGUGGUUCAACUUUCCUACCAGCCAUGAUCAACAGUUUUAUCCACGUACUGAUGUACUCUUAUUAUGGAUUAGCAGCAUUGGGACCUCAUGUUGCUAAGUAUUUGUGGUGGAAAAAAUAUCUUACCAUUUUGCAACUUAUUCAGUUUACCAGUGCUGUAAUUCUUGGUAUUAACGCAAUUAAAUCAGACUGCGAUUUCCCAUUGUGGAUGCAAUAUGCUCUUGUAAUUUACAUGAUCUCAUUUAUUGUUUUAUUUGGAAAUUUCUAUGCAAAGGCUUAUAUACAAAAAGGAAAACAAGCGUACGCAAAACAUACUGUAAAUACAGCCAGAAGUAAAAAUAAUGGACACAGCAGUGUAACAAAUGGCGUUGGAGUCAAAAAAAUUCAAUGAAAAAAUUUUCUUUAUUGUUAUUACCAUCAUUAUUAUCAUUAUUAUUAUAAGAAAAUGUUACGAAUCACGCUCUCUCAAUGAAUAAGUCGUUUUACGAUUGACCGAGUGACCGAGACAUUUAAAAUGAUUUAUUUACUGUCUAAUGUAAAGAAACAUUGUAGUGAGGAUGAGAGAAAAGCAGAAAUGGCACACAAAUCGAAGUUACAAACUGUGAUUGUUUGCCCUGUACAUAUAGACAAUUGAGUUGUAGAAAAAAAUGUAAUAAUAAUUGUUGCUACCUUUUUUAAA